AUGGAGCAGGAGCCCGAGAAUGUGCAGACCAUUGUCUAUGCAGCAUGUGUCCUCCACAACCUGAUCCACACCGGAAGUGCAACAACAGCAGCAGCAGCAGCCACGGUGAACAAACAGACAGGAAACGUCACACCAGGUUUCGGUUUGGCUUUCAUCGCCUACCCAGAGGCUUUAACACAUCUGCCGUGGGCUCCUCUCUGGUCGGUAUUGUUUUUCUUCAUGUUGCUCACGCUGGGACUCGACUCUCAGUUUGCUGGUUUAGAAACAAUUCUAACAAGUCUGCUGGACCAGUUUCCUAAGAUGUUGAAAUUGAAACGUAUUUAUAUGACAAGUGGAAUUUGCUUGUUGUUUUAUUUCCUCGGCCUUGUCAUUGUUACAGAGGCUGGAAUUUACUGGUUGAAUUUAAUUGAUUAUUUCUGCACCGGGUGGAUUCUCUUGAUUGUGGCCCUGUUGGAAGUGACCGGUCUGAGCUGGAUUUAUGGAAUAAACAGGUUCAUCAAGGACAUUGAGAUGAUGAUUGGGAGCAAGAUUUGGUUCUUCUGGCUGUGGUGGAGAGUGUGUUGGUUUUUCAUCUCUCCAAGCUUGCUGGCAGUAAGGAAACUUUGCAAUAUUUAUUGGUUUAGAACAUAG
This is a messenger RNA of Amblyraja radiata (thorny skate), 630 nucleotides long. RefSeq names its product sodium- and chloride-dependent neutral and basic amino acid transporter B(0+)-like. The transcript is spliced from 5 exons. Gene Ontology annotation, cellular component: plasma membrane. NCBI's taxonomy places the organism in Eukaryota, Metazoa, Chordata, Chondrichthyes, Rajiformes, Rajidae. Bases 1 to 630 code for a protein of 209 amino acids. Gene Ontology annotation, molecular function: (R)-carnitine transmembrane transporter activity; branched-chain amino acid:sodium symporter activity; beta-alanine transmembrane transporter activity. The record is from RefSeq and is a predicted model, not a curated record. Gene Ontology annotation, biological process: sodium ion transmembrane transport; amino acid import across plasma membrane; beta-alanine transport.